Messenger RNA from Trichoderma atroviride IMI 206040, 753 nucleotides. The record is from RefSeq and is a predicted model, not a curated record. Lineage: Eukaryota; Fungi; Ascomycota; Sordariomycetes; Hypocreales; Hypocreaceae.
AUGCCUUUGGAAUGCGUUUGCCUGUCUGCCUGCUUGUUUGAUAUUGUGGUGACUAACUCAUACUCUGCUCUUGAGUUCCAACAAGACACAUCUUCACAUAGAAGACACUCUGAAAGCCCUUUGACGAGCAGUCAAAUCCUAGUUUACGGGUGGAAAAAGCAAGGAAAGAUGAGUGCCAACGGGGAAUGGGUGUCCUGGUACGAGAAGCCGCAGAAGCAACAGGCCACCGACACUGGAGAGCAAAAGUCAUCUCUGGGUGCGGAUGAGAAGGAUGCCUCCAUCACGGACCCCAGCAACGUCGACGUCCAGUCCGGCGUCUUCAACAAGGUUUCCAGCACCUUUACGCAGCUCUUUAGUCACAAUCAGAGUCACCUCACGCGCAACCAAACCAAGACACGGAUUGGCUGGACCACCACCGGCGAACUGGGCGUGCUCCGCCAAGAGCAAGACGCGCAGUACGAGUUCAUGGAAGAGCUGGAGCAGAAGAUCAAGGACCUCACGAAGGAGGUGGGGGUGCUGAAGGACCUGGUCAAAGCGUACGAGGCCAAGAUGGAGCGCGACAACGACCUGCUGCAGCACUGCAUGCACUGGAUCACCAUGGUCCAGGUCUUUGGCGACGUGCCCGUGGCGAGGGACCGGAUGAGGUGGAAGCCUGACCGGGACGCGGCUUUGGUGGGCGGUAGUGAGGACGGUAGUGAGGAUGGCAGCGAGGACGGCAACGAGAACGAAGACGAGAACCAAGAGAAACAGUGA